CGCGGGGCGCCGCUUCUUAACGGGCGGCGCGGGGCGGCGGGAGCGCUGUGCCGGGCGGGCUGCUGCGAGCCGGGCUGCCGCGAGACAUGAGCGAGAGACAAGGAACCGGAGCUACAAAUGGAAAAGACAAGACAUCUGGUGAGAAUGAUGGGCAGAAGAAGGUUCAAGAGGAAUUUGACAUAGACAUGGACGCACCAGAGACAGAGCGGGCGGCUGUGGCGAUACAGUCCCAGUUCAGAAAAUUCCAGAAGAAAAAAGCGGGGUCCCAGUCUUAGUAGCUACCUCAGAGCUUAAAACAAAGUAAUCGUGAAAUGAUUAUCAAGAAAAUCAGAAGUAACAUAAAGAUGCAUGUACAGAAAUUAUCAAUAUUUAAAACCCCAUUGGCAGAUAACAAACCCUGAGCUUGUGUGUGACUUCAUCCCAGAUGUUUCACACCCAUUAUCCUCUGUAACUCACCAUUUUACUUGAUGUUGUAAUAAAAAGUUAGGGUGAAGUAAUUAAA
Molecule: messenger RNA, 502 nt
Organism: Harpia harpyja (harpy eagle)
Lineage: Eukaryota; Metazoa; Chordata; Aves; Accipitriformes; Accipitridae
Gene: PCP4
Product: Purkinje cell protein 4
Exons: 3
Coding region: 87-275 (62 amino acids)
Cellular component (GO): cytoplasm
Molecular function (GO): calmodulin binding; calcium ion binding
Source: RefSeq, a predicted model, not a curated record